GCUAUUUUGACUUCAUGAUCGAACUUCCAAGGACGAUCGAUGAUUGCUUUAACAGUGUACCGAACGUGUCCAUAAUCAUGUUCAAAGCUACUUGGUAAAUUGGGCGGAAGUGUACAGCUAAAUGGUUGUAGAAUUAAACUCUUACUUGAAGAAUAAAAAAUAAUUAAGCAAUAAAGUGAGAGUAAUGUGAGGGUGGAGACAAGCUAUUCCACACAUGUCUGAGCAGCUAUAUUUACACAUUUUGCUAAGCUUUGCUCUUAUAGUGGAUACAAGAAAAAAUUUUCAAGAUUAAGACAUAAUGGUUAUCAUAGUCCCACGGUCGACAUCUUCAUAAAUCAUUUUACAGUGACAGUGACGACUGCAUGUAAGUUUCUAUUUGAUAGUAGAAAAGUCCCUUUGCGCAAGCUUCGUCGAAGUGGCUAUUGAUCGAAGUUUCUUGGUGGUGUUCCUGGUCGUGGAAGACUCAGUUGCAUGCUGUAAAUAACGCCCCUGUCUGUUCCGUGGAAAAGAUAAAUUUUUUUGUGGAUAAAAAGGUGGUUUUUAUUAUAAUUGCGGCCAAAAUGGUCGAAGGUGUUUUUGAAGACGGUCCUCUGAUAAGGCCUGUUGAAUCGGUAUCAACAAAUACUCUUGUUGGGCUAUGCAUCGCAGCUGCAGCCUUAAUAUGCGCCGCCGCAAUGACCUGGUGGUUGUGUCGUCGACGUCGAGAGCAUAUGAAACUAAGCAUGGACAAAUCCUUAGCAUUUAGACCACCUCAUCGUAAACCAACAGCAGUAAAAAGUCCUGGAAGUACAACUCAUUACCUGAGGAAAAGUCCAAGUCCUACCGGUCCUGCUAAAAGUCCACCUGGAUCUGGUGGACAGACUCCAAGUCCAACUGGUUCUCAACCAUCUCAGAUAAAUAAUCCUCAACCACGAUCACCUUCAGAAAAGGGCACACCUACUCAACCUGGUGAAAUCACUUUGACCAUUGAAAAUGAAAAAGACAAAGCUGAACUUGAAACAAGUGAGAAAGCUGAACGAGGAUUAGUCAACGGUGAAAUUAAUAAGAAUGGAUUAGGACAGUUGGUAUUUAAAUUACGCUACUUGGCAGAUCAAAAUGCUCUUGUUGUUACUGUUGUCAAGUGCAAAGGAUUACCUGCUCGUGGACAUCAAAAUUCUACCAGUGAUCCUUAUGUCAAACUUCAGCUUCUUCCCGAUAAAGAAGAUAGAGUGAAAACAAGAGUAUUGAGGAAUACUCGAGAUCCUGUUUAUGAUGAAGAUUUCACCUUUUUCGGAAUCUCUAAAAGCCAGUUACAGAAAAUCAGUCUCCACUUCGUGGUAUUGAGCUUCGAUAGGUAUUCUCGUGAUGCUAUAAUUGGUGAAGUUGUUUACGCUCUAUCAUCGAUUCCUGGUUUAGAAAAUGCAGAUAAUCAACAGAUAUCACUGUGUCGAGAAAUCUGUCCUCGGAGUCUAAAAAUUCAAUCCCAAGGGAGAGGAGAGUUAUUAGUAUCUCUGUGCUGGCAACCAGCAACCAAUCGACUGACAGUUGUUGUGUUAAAAGCAAGAAAUUUACCAAAAAUGGAUGUAACUGGUUUAGCUGAUCCUUAUGUUAAAAUUUAUUUACUCUACAAUUCACAACGUAUUGCUAAGAAGAAAACACAUGUCAAGAAGCGCACAUUGAGCCCUGUUUUCAAUGAAUCUUUUGUCUUUGAAAUACCUAAUGGCACAGAUGGGCUAGCUAAUAUUAGUUUGGAGUUUAUGUUGUUGGAUUGGGACCGGGUUACAAAGAACGAGGUGAUUGGACGGUUGGAACUUGGAGGAUCCAAAUGUCAAGGAUCAGCACUGAAUCACUGGAACGAAGUUUGCAGUUCACCACGCCGACAAAUCGCUGAUUGGCAUAAGCUGAGAGAGUAACUGAAUCGUUUAAAGUUUGAUUUCUAAUUCCCUACUUCCUCAGGAUCCUACUUGUAUUCAUCGUACCAGAGAUUUUCGGUAUUAUAAUCUGCAGUGAUGUAUGCAGCAAGGCGAAAAAUACUCUGAGAUGUCAGUUUUAUAAGCAAAAAAAAAAAUAAUAAUUCGAACUAUUACAUGAUCCGAAGAAGAAAAAGAGUGGUAUCCUGAUGAAACUCUCUUCUUUCAUCAGUACCUUCUUUACAUCCUUGUUUAUGCGGCCUCAUAGUUGGCUACUCCUAUUGUCCUUAAUUUUAAAGUCGAGUAUUCGAAGAAGAGAGUGAUAUAAAAAUAUGGAAGUGUCAUAUAUAGCGAAUAAUACGAAUAAUGUGAAGACAUAAAAUAGACUCGACAUGUGACGAGUUCUAUUUUUUGUUAUGGUUGCGCCGCGAUUUUCUUUUGGCAGUUGAUUUGUCAUUGAUCUUCAACGCGACAAUUCUAUAUGUAUAUUUAAUGUGUGCUAAAAUCUUGCUCGUUAUUUUUUUAAAUACUUAAUUAUUAUGUUAAAAAAACCUCGAUAAUGAUUAAUGAUAAUGGAUUAGAGGAUUAUCGGUCUACUUUCUCAUUGUAAAUAUGUAAUUGAUACUGAGGAAUGGGAUAAGCUGUAUUGCUAGAAUAUUUCAGUACCAUUCAAUCAUAUUUAUUAAAAAAAAAAAAAAUGGAAAAUAUAAAUUAUAUUAUGCGUACACAAGGUUUGUUUAUUUUUUCAUUUUUGCACGAUCUUAUAAAAGCGACGUAAAUUUUUUUAAAUAAUUCCGAUGGAAAUUCAAUAAGUAAAAAUAUCACUUUAAGAUGCAACGAUAUUAAUCUUAGUGGAAAUAAUUAUAAUAACACGAAACUUUAUAGUCAAGUCAUACAAUAGCAGCAUAAUCGAAGCUUCAUUUAUACGUAAGUCAAUACAGCGAUGUAACUGAAAUGUUUUGAAAGUAUUACAUUCUUACAGAAAUCUAGGUAUUUUUUAUUUACAUUUCUGAAUAAUUUUUUUUUUUUUUUUUAAAUUUUUACUAUAGUUAAAAACAAAAAAAUUCACUUGAUUGCAAUAUAAUGUAACAAAAUUAUUGCUAAAUUAAUUGGAAAACUCUGUAAAACUCUAAAGUAUUAAUAUCAUUAAAAAAAUAAUUAUUAAUAAAUUAAUAAAAUCAAGUAUUUGUCGUAUAUAUCAAACCGCUGAUAAAAAUGAAUGCGUAUAUAUUUCGAUUGAAAGUAAUUUGGAAGUUUAAAUAAAAGAUGAACAAUCGAUAUUUAUGGUUUGUAUCGAAUGAAAGAAAAUAAAAAUUAUCAUUAGACUCAAUUAUAAUAGGUUGCAGUCAACAAUAUCUGAAUAUUUUAUUGCUGUAAAUUACAUAAAUUAUUAAGAUGAAUUAUAAAUUAAAUAGUUUGUGGAAUGUAAACUAAGCUUAUUUUGUUUUUUUAUUUUCUACUAUAUGAAAACUGUUUAAUAUGAGAUACAAUUAUCAUAAUUAUUAAAUACAAUCUGACUCAUAAUAAAUAAUUUAACAUGAUUGUUGAAUAAAAAUUAGAUAAAAUAAAUUAAAAAAACAUCAGAUACAAAUCGUUUAUGAAUUUAACAAAUAUAAAACAACUUGCCGUAACAUUUAACAGAGUGUAGUCUAUAUGCAAUUGAAUUGUCCACAAAAAAUACAUGUCAAUAAGUUGAUAUGAACAUUCCAGAUAAUUCAAUAUGCUAAUAGACUGUGUUUAUUAUUAAGAUUAAUACCAAAGAAUUGUUUUAGUACUUAAUAUUUAUUUCGAUUUAUUAAAAUUUUUAUUAAAUUUUUUAAGUUUGACAAUAUUUACAAAAAAUAGUUGUAUUAUAAAAUUUAAUUAUCUAUGAGUGUCUUUAUAGAAAUGAGAUAUUGGAUUAGUUUAGAUUUUAAUAAAUUAAGUUGUAGUAAAAAUAUUUGUAAACGCCACGCAAUAUGUGAACAGAUUUUAAGGCUGUGCGGUGAAUAAAAUGUUUAAAAAACCUAUUAAA
Chelonus insularis is the source of this 3903-nucleotide messenger RNA. RefSeq names its product Synaptotagmin 4 (gene Syt4). Gene Ontology annotation, cellular component: exocytic vesicle; axon; synapse. NCBI's taxonomy places the organism in Eukaryota, Metazoa, Arthropoda, Insecta, Hymenoptera, Braconidae. Gene Ontology annotation, molecular function: SNARE binding; clathrin binding; calcium-dependent phospholipid binding. The record is from RefSeq and is a predicted model, not a curated record. Bases 561 to 1892 code for a protein of 443 amino acids. Gene Ontology annotation, biological process: regulation of calcium ion-dependent exocytosis; regulation of dopamine secretion; cellular response to calcium ion. The transcript has 7 exons.